AUGUCUAAUCGGAAGUCUGGAUUUGAAGGAUUCGGCAUAAAUCGGCAAACUACUUACAGUUUCGAGCGAUCUCAGCCACCGCAACGCCUCUACGUCCCUCCGUCGUCUCACGGUUCCGAAGAGGCCGAUCUAGAUAACAUUGAUUAUAUAGAAAACGAAGAGGCUGAAGAAGACGCUGAGGUCGUGGGCGGCUCUGCGGGUGGCGAGGAUGAGAUCGAUCCACUAGACGCCUUUAUGGAAGGAAUUCACGAGGAUUUGAAGGCUGCUCCACCUCCCAAGCCAAUUCAGAAACUAGAGAGGUACAAGGACGAUGAAGACGAUGAUCAUCUCGAGAGCUUCCUCAAGGCGAAAAAGGAUUUGGGCCUCACACUAGCCGCCGACGCACUUAACGCAGGCUACAACUCCGACGAGGAGGUGUAUGCUGCAGCCAAGGCGGUAGAUGCUGGGAUGCUGGAGUACGAUGAAGAUGAUAAUCCGAUUGUCGUUGAUAGAAGGAAGAUCGAGCCAAUUCAAGCUCUAGAUCAUAGCUCCAUCGAUUACGAACCCAUUAACAAGGAUUUCUACGAGGAGGUCGAGUCAAUUUCUGGAAUGAGUGAACAAGAAACUUUGGAUUACCGUCACAGUUUGGGAAUUCGUGUAUCCGGUUUUGAUGUUCCUCGGCCGGUUAAGACCUUUGAGGAUUGUGGAUUUGCCUCACAGAUUAUGAGUGCUAUCAAAAAGCAAGCUUAUGAGAAACCAACAACCAUACAGUGUCAGGCUUUACCGAUUGUGCUUUCUGGUCGAGAUGUUAUCGGCAUAGCCAAAACUGGUUCAGGGAAGACGGCAGCGUUUGUGCUUCCAAUGAUUGUGCAUAUUAUGGAUCAGCCGGAGCUUCGGAAAGAAGAAGGCCCAAUCGGUGUUAUAUGUGCCCCAACAAGAGAACUAGCUCAUCAGAUAUUCUUGGAAGCGAAGAAAUUCUCAAAAGCUUAUGGCCUACGAGUCUCCGCUGUGUAUGGUGGAAUGUCUAAACAUGAACAGUUUAAGGAACUCAAGGCAGGGUGCGAGAUUGUUGUUGCUACUCCUGGAAGGUUGAUAGACAUGGUGAAGAUGAAGGCUGUGACAAUGAUGAGAGCGUCGUAUUUGGUUCUUGACGAGGCUGAUCGGAUGUUCGACCUUGGUUUCGAGCCGCAAGUAAGGUCUAUCGUUGGGCAGAUCCGUCCAGAUCGCCAGACUCUACUCUUCUCAGCCACAAUGCCUUGGAAAGUUGAGAAAUUAGCUAGGGAAAUCCUUUCGGAUCCUGUUAGAGUCACAGUUGGUGAAGUUGGGAUGGCCAAUGAGGAUAUCACACAAGUUGUCAAUGUAAUACCGUCAGAUGCUGAAAAACUUCCUUGGCUGCUUGAGAAGCUACCUGGAAUGAUUGAUGAGGGUGACGUACUAGUCUUCGCAUCUAAAAAAGCCACUGUUGAUGAGAUCGAAGCUCAGCUUACGCUGAACCGUUUUAAAGUUGCUGCGCUUCACGGUGAUAAAGACCAGGCAUCACGAAUGGAAACUUUGCAGAAGUUCAAAUCCGGAAUCUACCAUGUGCUAAUUGCCACGGAUGUUGCUGCCCGAGGUCUCGACAUCAAGUCGCUCAAGACGGUGGUUAACUACGACAUUGCAAGAGACAUGGACAUGCAUGUGCAUCGUAUUGGUAGAACAGGGCGUGCUGGUGACAAGGACGGGGUCGCCUACACGCUUGUUACGCAGAGAGAGAGUAGAUUUGCUGGUGAAUUGGUGAACAGUUUGGUUGCUGCUGGUCAGAAUGUGCCUCCAGAACUCAUGGAUCUCGCCAUGAAGGACGGACGAUUCAAGUCCAAGCGUGACGGCAGAAAAGGAGGAGGUGGGAAGAAAGGUCGAGGAAGAGGCGGAGAAGGAGGUGGAAAUAGAGGAGUACGAGGAGUUGACUUUGGUCUUGGCAUUGGAUUUAACUCGGAAACACCGUCUCAAGCUGCACCAAGUAGAAGCGGUGGUGGUGCACCAAGGGCUGUGAAUUCCGUGAGGACCGGAGUAAUGGCCCAAUUCAAGAAUAGCUUUGUGGCUGCCACGCCGUCGUCCAACUCGCAAAGCCAAGCUUAUCCGAACAAGAAACCAUCCUUAAUGGGAUUUGUCUCAGGCGGGACCAUUGGUGGAGACAUGGGUAGAACUCAGAGUCAAACUCCUCCCCCAGCACCAGCACCUGCUUCAUUACAUAACACAAGUCAAAAGAAUCCACAGAGUUCUGAAGAUCGACCAAGAGAGAGGAAAAGGAGAUCUGGUUGGGAUAAUUGA
Molecule: messenger RNA, 2286 nt
Organism: Microthlaspi erraticum
Lineage: Eukaryota; Viridiplantae; Streptophyta; Magnoliopsida; Brassicales; Brassicaceae
Source: the annotation of a GenBank genome assembly